Messenger RNA from Gaeumannomyces tritici R3-111a-1, 2481 nucleotides. RefSeq lists its product as hypothetical. The transcript is spliced from 5 exons. Gene Ontology annotation, cellular component: Golgi apparatus; membrane. Gene Ontology annotation, biological process: retrograde transport, endosome to Golgi. The coding region runs from base 427 to 2076 and encodes 549 amino acids. The record is from RefSeq and is a predicted model, not a curated record. Lineage: Eukaryota; Fungi; Ascomycota; Sordariomycetes; Magnaporthales; Magnaporthaceae.
CCGGGAUUGUCGUCUCAUCGGCCGAACGUCCACUUCGUCUCGUGGCAUGGUGGCAGGCUGUGGACGACAAACUGUUGCCUCAACCACUGAUAUCGGCGACAAAUCAACAUCGACCGACGACGCAAGUCUGCCAACCCAAGACGGAUAUCAUCACAACCCAAUUUUUGAUGCUUCCCAGGAUCGAUUGAUGCAACACUGAGCGCCAAUAGAGCUACGAUCCACCCAGCACCUUCGACGAUUCUCAUGCGUCCAGGACGCUGAAGGUCCCCCGAGCAAACAGCAAGGCCCAGCCAACACCACCACCACCUCAACUACCUAUUCCCCCCACCACCCACCGCCGUAUCCGAUAUCGCACAUAUCUCCCUUUUCUCUGGCUAUUUCUCUUCCUUCUACCUCUUAUUUCACCGCACGAAACGCCGCGCGCGCAUGCGUGCCGUCGCCACAAUGCGCGACCGGCUUUGCACCUUGCUCCUCAUUCUGGCGACCUCGUUGACGACACGGGCGCUAGAAGCGAAGCUGGACCAAACGCCGGAGAACCGUGAGAGAUGCAUGGGCAUGUACUCCCGAAGCACAUGGGGAGGGCCCUCGGAUCCGUACAUCCUCGUCAGGUUCGACAAGGUCGAGGCAGACAAUGAUCCUGUCACCAGCCUGCUGCUAUUUGAGUGGAAAGACCAGGACUACGUCCUCUUCUCACCAUCCGACGAUACCCCCAAGAGACUCACUGUCUGUGAGCCCAACCAUGUCAGCGCCGGCUUCUGCGACGAGUCCAAGCUCGGCGAGUUUAUCCUGGGUGCAAACACGAACGAUUCGACAAACAAGAUCUUCACGCAGGCUAUCCACCUCAAGGAUCCACAGCCCAUCAAGUACCCCAUCACGAACACGGGUUACUACUGCAUCUUCACAGAGGGGCCUUCCGAGUACCGCGCCAUCGCCGAGUUCCGCAAUGCCUACGGCGAGCUGCCGGCGGCCCAGAUCCCAAAGCUUCCUUUUUACGGCGGCAUCACCAUCCUCUAUGCGCUGAUUGCCGUCUUCUGGGGCUUCCUGUACUACCAGCACCGCUCCGACAUCCUCCCUGUGCAGAACUACAUAACGGCCAUCCUGCUGUUCCUCGUCGUCGAGAUGCUGCUCACCUGGGGAUUCUACGACUACCUUAACCGCGUCGGCUCCAACGUAGGCUCCAGAGUGAUGCUUGUCUUGGUCGCCGUCCUCAACGCCGUGAGGAACUCGUUCUCCUUUUUUCUGCUGCUCAUCGUCUGCAUGGGCUACGGUGUUGUCAAGCCGACGCUUGGCAAGACUAUGGUUUACGUUCGCUGGUUGGCCAUCGCCCAUUUCAUCUUCGGCUUGGUGUACGCUGUCACCAGCCUUGUGAUCACCCCAGACACUGCGGGACCGUUUGUGCUGCUGAUCGUGCUGCCGUUAGCGGCAACUCUAACAGCGUUUUACGUCUGGACGCUGAACUCGCUCAACCUGACGCUCAAGGAUCUGAAGGAACGGAAGCAGACCGCAAAGUCUACCAUGUACAAGAAGCUUUGGUGGUGCAUCCUGAUCAGCAUCCUCGUCAUUUUCGGGUUCUUCUUUUUCAACAGCUUCUCCUUUGCGUCUGGUACUAAGGACCCCGACUACGUCCCGUUCCACUGGAAGACGCGGUGGUUUGUGCUCGACGGGUGGUUGAACCUGGUGUACUUCGCCGAUGUCGCGUGGAUUGCCUACGUGUGGCGGCCGACUGCCAACAACCGCCGUUUUGCCAUGUCGGACGAGAUCGCGCAGGAGGACGACGGCACGUUUGAGAUUGCCAACAUGGACAUUGGGGCCCCUGACGACUCGGACGACGAAGAGGCCCAGGUGGGGACCAAGAAGCCCGCGAGCACAAUGCCCUCGGCCAGUACACCUGGCAAUACCGCUGGGGCAACAUCGGCGUCGGCGGCGAGAGGGUCGCGGCCGCAAGCAAAAGCGGCACCGUCGCCCCCAAGAGAGUCCCUCGACGGCGAGACCAUCUUCGCAGUUGGUGAGGAUGGAGACAAGUUCUCGGACGACGAAGGGUCCGAGUCGGGACGCCUAGUCAAGGGCAGAAAAUAGACAGGCUCUGUGGGGUGGUUCACGAUGGAACAAUAGCGAUCUAGGAGUCCUUGGGAGUCAUCACGCGGACGAAGGCCAGCGAGGAGCCAUAUAUCUGGUCCGAGGGGUGUGAAAGAUAAAAAACGAAUGGUAAUCUCAUUCACCCCUUUGCACCAAGGGGUUUACCGUCAACAUCCCUCGUUCAUUUUGCUCUUUUUUUUCUCUCUUGUUUUUUUGACCGUCUUCUUUUCUCCUCAGUUUUAGACUUUCUUCCUCGAGCAUUGUUUCAUGUCUCGAUGCUAUGAUGUGCGAGAGAUGAUCAGGUAAUAUCAGUUUGAACAUGAUGCAUGCGCGCAAGUAGUAGGUAGGUGCAGGUACCUAUCACAAAACCCAAUGACUUGGCACGACGAAGGUGCACCAACCCGA